Lentinula edodes (shiitake mushroom) is the source of this 983-nucleotide messenger RNA. RefSeq lists its product as uncharacterized. Bases 222 to 800 code for a protein of 192 amino acids. The record is from RefSeq and is a predicted model, not a curated record. NCBI's taxonomy places the organism in Eukaryota, Fungi, Basidiomycota, Agaricomycetes, Agaricales, Omphalotaceae. The transcript is spliced from 2 exons.
CAAGCUCCGCAACCACCACUGGUCAGGCUCCCUACACCAGUAGCGGCACUUAUCCCACCUCCCCUUGUACGGCCUAGGCAGCUGUCCUGCUUGCUUAGGCCCAGUCCAGAUAGGACGAGAGCAGGCCUUUUGUGCCAGGCCUCACAUAAUAACACGCUCAAAGGGAGUUCUCUCCAGUCCGGUUGUUGAGUAGGUCCUUGUACACCACUUGCCUCGCCUCCAUGAUUUCCACAUACCUCCCCAAACCCAAUUUCAUCCCUUCCACCUCCCCAUUCUUCACGAAGCUUCACUGGGACCAAUUUGCCAUUCGUCAGGAAGGGCCUCGAAGUAUUGGCCCACUGCUAUGGACAUCUGGAACACCUCCCUCAGUGUCCCCAGAGCAUACUGGUCAGCUUGCUAGACUCUCAUUUCAUGGGAGGAGCUUUCAACCAGUUUUGAUAUCCCCUGGAGCACCUCUGAAGCGUCCAGCUGGACCAAGAGCUAUGCCUAAAAGACCCACCCAGGCCCAGGAUCUAUCCACAACGUCACAGGAACCUGGGACUGUACAGUGGUGCAUUCCUGCCCUGCAGACAGUUCAUAAGAACAUCCCUAUAUGUCUCCAGGUGUCCAGAAUCAGGCUUUCAGACCCUCCUCCUCGUCGAAAACCUCCCUGGAUAGCUUCUUUCCAUCAGGGCUAUGUCUUUGCACAUUCCCAGGUGUCCAGGAUCGCACUUUUGGACCCUCCUCCUCGUCAGAAACCCCCCUGGAUAACACCUUCUCACCAGAGCAGCUUUGAUGAUGCCCCAGAGCUGGAGGAUUAGGAGCAGAAGAAGCUCCUUUCUUCCCUAAGAUGUAGUCCAUUCAGUGAUUGCAGGUACAUCGAAGAGAGGAGGUAUUAUAACUCCUUCGUUUCUAUUCGCUUUUCGGACGUGUUUGGACCACUGAAAAGCUCCUUGUCAUACCUUCCAAACGCCCCAGCAACUGUGCCAACAUGUGGUCUCGUU